AUGUCGGAUGAUAAUCGUCCAAAAAAACGAGCCAGAAAAGCAUCACAUGAAUGUACUGUAAUUUUGGUUGAUGUUGGGGCAAAUAUGAACAAGGAAGGAGUUGCAAUCACAGACAUGGAGUUAGCAAAGGAUGCUGUAGAAUGGAUCAUAACAAGAAAGAUAUUCACCGAAUCAACUGAUGAUUUUACGUUGGUGCUUUUCGGUUCAGAGGUAACGCAGAAUCCAGUUACAGAUGAUGAAAAUAUCUUUUUUUGUGAAGAAGAGAUGCAGCAAGCCAAAAUUGAUUGGUUGCGACUUAUUGAUAAAGAAAUCAAGCCUAGUAAAUCAAUUACUGGUGACUUCCUAGCUGCGCUAAUUGUAGCGCUAGAUUAUAUGCAAAAACAUCUGGGAAACUAUCAGGAAAGGAAUAUUACUUCACGAAACAUUCUUUUGGUAACAAAUCUGGGUGGUUUUGACGGAAAUGUGAACAAAGAGUGCAUAGAAGCCAUUAUAAAUGGCUUGAAAGCACUUGAAAUCAAUUUCAGUGUUAUAGGUCCAUCAGUUGGAAGACUAAGCAAAGUUAAGGAAGAAGUCGUUUCAAGUGGAGAGUCAGAUAUGAAACCAGAAGAAAAAUUGUUUAAUGCAGUGGGAUCGUUCAAAAUGGAAUCAGCCGAAUGUAUAAUGACAAAUAUAUUGAAACAAACUGAUGGUGUCAUUUAUUCUUUUGCUGAAGCUUUGCUAGCGCUGCAACGUUUCGUACCUCGAAAAGUGAACUUGCGUAGUCAAAAAUUCGAUCUUGAACUGGGGGUUGAUUUGAAAGUGCCUUUACAAAUGUACAAAAAGAUUCAGACUACUGAUUUCAAACUUGCUGCAGAAAAGUAUACAUCGACAACCGACAUCCAGCUAAAACGCAAAACAGUGUAUGAGAAAUAUGUAAGAGAUGAGGAAGUUGAAGAUCGUAUAACCUCAGUAGAUGUUGAUGAUGGCCGCAGUAGUGACUUAUCUCAGGGUGGUUCUAAAAUGUUUGAAGGAGAAAUUGUAAAAGGAUAUAAAUUCGGAACAACAAUUGUUUCUUAUAAUGAAGAAGAUCAAAAAGAAUACGGGUGGAAACAAGAAAAUCGUUGCUUAAAGCUCAUACAGUUUACGAAAAAAUCUCAGAUAUUGGAGCAUUAUUUGAUGGAUGGUGGCACCUAUUACUUUAUUCCACCGGAUCAUGAUAAGAAUGCAUGCAUUGCUAUAUCAGCGCUUGUGAAUGCGAUGAUCGCUGAAGAUAGUGUUGCUCUAACUCGAUAUGUUUACAAUGCUGCGUCACAACCGCGAAUCAUGGGACUAUUUCCAAGAAGGAGUAAAAAAGGGAUCGAUAUGUUUGUGGGUAUUCAAUUACCAUUUUAUGAAGAUUUUCGUGGACUUGAUUUCCCACAACUGGAUAGUCUUGGAACUGAACCAAAAAGUGAUCAUCUGGACGCAAUGCUUGCAUUUGUUAAAGCAAUGGAUCUCACAAAGGCUCAUUUUAACUCGGAGACGGGACUGUUUGAGGAGUCUCUACGUCCACGUGAUGUACCCAAUCCAAAGCUGCAAAAUGUUUGCAAAGCCAUGAAGUAUCGUGCAUUGCAUCCAAAUGCUCCGUUGCCUGCUUUUGAGUAUAAGUUGCUGGGUAAUUUAUUGGAACCGAAUGGUUUGUUGCUGAAGCGUGCAAAUGAAUCAUUGAAUUAUUUGAAAGCUAAUCUUCCAAUGUUUGAAUCACCAAACAAGAAGCAGCACACAAAAGAAAUGAAGGAAGAAAUAUUACCUAGAAUGAGUGCAGAUAACAGUAUUUUACCAAGAAAUGGCAAAUUUAUAAAAACUGAUGAAGUGCAUGUAUGA
Messenger RNA from Cercopithifilaria johnstoni, 1842 nucleotides. NCBI's taxonomy places the organism in Eukaryota, Metazoa, Nematoda, Chromadorea, Rhabditida, Onchocercidae. The record is from the annotation of a GenBank genome assembly.